Messenger RNA from Drosophila serrata, 4727 nucleotides. RefSeq names its product ATP-binding cassette sub-family C member 10. Lineage: Eukaryota; Metazoa; Arthropoda; Insecta; Diptera; Drosophilidae. Gene Ontology annotation, molecular function: ABC-type transporter activity; ATP hydrolysis activity; ATP binding. Gene Ontology annotation, biological process: transmembrane transport. Gene Ontology annotation, cellular component: membrane. The record is from RefSeq and is a predicted model, not a curated record.
UUCACAACGAAUCUUUAUCAGAAAUUGUUGUGUUGUGUUUAUCGCUGUCCCACUACCCACUACCCGCGCAUAAACGCCACUCGGUGGUUCAGAGUGGUGCAAAUGUGCAGUCCGCGUCGGCGAUGACUAAUUGAUCGCAAUUAAAGCAAAGAACAAGGAAAGGAAUCCCCGCCGCAUCGAAUAUGGCGUGGAGCGACUUUGCCUGGAAUUGGACGCAGUUCUGUCCCACGGGAUUGACGCCGUUCGCCAACGAUACGAACGAUUUGCUGCCCUGCUUCCAGGAGAUCCUGCUCCAGCUGCCCGUUUACACGAUCUUCGCAGCGAUAUCCGCCUACAAUUUCGGCAGUCAAUCGAGGCCCGUCAUCCGAAAUGGCCUACAGCUGCGUAUGUUGUGGCUGCGCACGUUUCUGGCCAUUGUGCUGGCCCUGCUGCCGGUGGCCAAAGUGUUCGCCUUCCAGCAGGCGGGCAUUGAACUGCAUGCGGCGGAUGUGCUGGUCGCCUGUGCCGAGUGCAUUAUGUGGGUCGUUCACAGCGGUUUCCUUUUGACGGCCCGUCAAUGUGGUGAGCUUAGUCACCGUGGAUCGCUGCUAAUCAAUGUGGUCUGGCUCACUGUUGUGGUUCUAGAUGGCGUCUGGCUACGGACAAGUCGCCAUUUUGCUUGGUGGCCCUGGAGUUUGGCCACGCUGCUGUGCGACCUUUUGUUUGGAGCCACUCUUUUACCCAAAGGAAACGCGGUCUACUCGAGCAUUCCCAGAGGAGGAGUUAGCAGUGGCGAAGAGGAGGGGCUUCUGUCACAGCGCUAUACUUACUUCCAUUUUGAUCUGAACGAAGGUCACUUGGGCCACGCGCAGGAUGAAGCUAAUGUGGGAUCCCGCUUCCUAUUCCAUUGGGUUUAUCCCCUGAUAGCCAAGGGAGUGGCAGGAAAAUUGAGGAAAAUCGAGGACCUAUUCGAUCUGCCAGAGGCCUUGAAUAUCACACGAUUGAGUGAGCGACUGCACUUGGCCUUGUCACAAUCCCAGAGCUUGUGGAGAGCGCUGCACCGGUGCUUUGGCGUAGAGUUCUAUCUGAUUGGAGUUCUAAGAUUGAUUGCGGAUUUAAGUGGCUUUGCGGGACCCUUGCUGCUGGGAGGACUCCUUCGACAGGAUCACACGGACUCGAACGAAGUGUACUACUACGCAUUGGGACUUUUUGGAAGCACCCUGCUCUCGGCUUUGUGUUCAACGCACUUUGAUUGGCGUAUGGCCAUGGUCUCCAUGAAGAUGCGCGUAGGCGUGGUGAACUCCAUUUACCGAAAGGCCUUGGAGGCAAGGGUCAUCAAGGACUCAAGGCCAGACAUGCUAAAUCUUAUGUCAACGGAUACGGAUAGGAUUGUGAACUCGUGCAUCAGUUUCCACUUCUUCUGGAGCAUUCCCUUCAAGCUAUUUACGACGCUGUACCUGCUUUACCUGCAAUUGGGCGCUGCCUUUCUCGCCGGCGUACUCUUUGCCGCCUUACUCAUACCUAUCAACCGCUGGUUGGCCAAGAGGAUUGGCAUUUACUCGACUGGAUUAAUGACAGCCAAGGAUGCGAGGCUCUCGGCCACAACAGAGACCAUGCAGGGAGCCAAGCAGAUCAAGAUCAAUGCGUGGGAGGAUAUAUUCAUAACAAAGAUACGAGGACUGCGCCAAGAGGAGCUAAGAUUUCUCUCAAAGAGGAAAUACCUAGAUGCCAUGUGCGUUUACUUCUGGGCCACCACGCCCGUGCUUAUGUGCCUGCUUACCUUUGGUGUAUCUGUGCUGCUGGGUAAUCCCUUGAUAGCCUCUACGACAUAUACCAGUGUGGCGCUGCUUUACAUGCUGAUUGGUCCACUAAAUGCCUUUCCCUGGGUUCUUAAUGGAUUAAUCGAGGCCUGGGUGUCGAUCAAGAGAGUCCAACAGCUCAUGGACGUUCCCAAUUUGGACUAUUCCUCUUACUACAAUCCCAUCAUGCGCGGAAGUGGCGGUAUUUCGGGAUCAGGAGACCUGGAAGAUGCCCCCUUGGAUGCUCCCAGAGCCAGUGUGUUGCAGAUGAAAUGCGCCAGCUUUUGUCACGAGGAGAACUCCGAAGCAACUGCCUUCCGCCUCAAGGAUAUCAACGUGGAUGUUAAGGCGGGCCAGCUGGUCUGCAUUGAAGGGCCUGUGGGCGGUGGAAAGAGCACCUUCCUCACAGCCAUUGUGGCCAACCUGCAGUGCACCGAUGGCGAGGUGUGCGUCCAAGAGCUGACCACAGGCUUUGGCUAUGUGCCACAGUCGCCGUGGCUCCAGAGGGGCACCAUCCGAGAUAAUAUCGUGUGGGGUGCUCAGUUUGACGAACAGUGGUACAAGACGGUACUGCAUGCUUGUGCUCUGGAGGAGGAUCUGCAGAUCCUAGGCGGAGAUCUCAUUGGCGUGGGUGAAAAUGGCAGGACCUUGUCUGGCGGUCAACGGGCCAGAGUGGCCCUAGCCAGGGCUGUUUAUCAAGACAAGAAGGUUUACCUCCUGGACGAUGUACUUUCCUCACUGGAUGCCCAUGUGGCCCGGCAUAUCAUCAAGCACUGUAUACUGCGACUGCUGAAGCACAAAACUCGCAUUGUGGUCACUCGUAGCAUUCAGCUGUUCUUCCACGCCAAUCAGAUACUCCAGGUGAAGGAUGGCCAUCUUCUGCCCAGCGAAUACAUGACCCAGAGCAUUGACUUGAGCUUAGAGGAGGAAGUAGACGAAGAGCAGGAGCAAGCAAGUCGACGACGUUCGGUGGAGUUGGCCAAUCAAGAUGACAAGAAGAGUGUGGAUAGUUUGCUCCUGGAAGAAUCGAGGGAAUACGGUCAUCUGUCGAGUAAUGUCUUCACCUGCUACUGGAAGGCGGUGACUUCUCCUUUGGCCUCCACUGUCUUGCUCUUCGUUCUGCUAAUGCAGCUGACCAGGAAUAUGAGCGAUGCGUGGUUAGCACAUUGGGUCACGGAGACCACAUUGGAUCCACAUCCGAAUGAUACUUCGUUGGACCAUGAAUUGAUGCGCCCUGGACUGGGAAAUGAGACGGAUUCGGGUCACACUACGGGCUUCUAUCUGAGCAUCUUCACGGCCAUUGCGGUGACCAAUUCUCUGGUGACUCUGGCCCGGGCUUUCCUGUUUGCCUACGCGGGCAUCAAGGCGGCUAUUUUCGUGCAUGAGAAUCUGCUGAAGAAAGUCAUGUUUGCCAAGUUCAAUUUCUUUGACAUCACCUCGGUGGGUCGCAUUCUAAAUCGCUUUUCCUCGGAUACCAACACUGUGGACGAUUCCCUGCCCUUCAUCCUCAACAUUCUACUGGCUCAACUGGCUGGGUUGGUGGGUGCGCUCUGCGUCAGCUUGUAUGCCAUGCCCUGGCUGGGUCUGAUCAUCAUUCCCAUGGUGCCCAUCUAUCUGAAUCUGCAGCAGCGUUAUCGUCAUGCCUCCCGGGACAUCAAGCGGCUGUCGAGCAACGCCAUGUCGCCGCUUUACACACAUUUUACGGAAACGCUGCAGGGAUUGACCACGAUAAGGAGCAUGAGAGCCAGUCCCCGAUUUCAAAGGGACUUUCAGGUGAAGCUGGAGGAGAGUAUUAAGGCACAGUUGACGCAAUCAGCGGCGCAGCAAUGGUUGGCUCUGCGCCUCCAGUUGCUGGGAACGCUGUUGGUUGGUGGAGCAGGUCUCUUGGCCGCCAUAACGGCUUCGCAUACAACCAAUCCUGGUCUAGUGGGGCUUUGCAUCUCCUAUGCGCUGUCUAUAACUGGCCAAUUGGGAGAUCUUUUGCAUGCCGUGGCAGAGACGGAGCAGGAGCUGGUGGCCGUGGAGCGAAUAGAUCAAUAUCUACAGCUGGAGGGAGAGCAGAAUGCAGCGGGCAGCGCUGAUCCGCCAUUUGGUUGGCCCACGCAAGGAGUGUUGAGUUUUCGCGAAGUCCAACUGAGCUACCGGGAACACUUGGCGCCUGCCCUGAGAGGUGUUACCUUCCAAACGGAGGCCUUCGAAAGGAUUGGCAUUGUGGGACGCACAGGGGCGGGCAAGACUUCGGUGUUGGCUGCUCUCCUGCGAGUAGCUCCCUUGACCCAUGGCGAUAUUCGGCUGGAUCAGGUGAAUCUGAAAACUCUGGCAUUGAGUGUGCUACGUGAACGGAUAGGAGUCAUCACCCAGGAGCCGUAUCUCUUUGAAGGCACAGUUCGUGAGAAUCUGGAUCCACGUCACGCCUUCUAUGACUCGGAGAUCUGGCAUGCUAUCAAGAACUCGGCGGCUGCCACUCUUCUCGUCCAGCAACUGGGCGGUCUGGAUGGCAAGGUGGAGCAGUGUGGCAAUAACUUAUCCGCAGGGCAAAGGCAACUCCUCUGCCUGGCCCGGGCUUUAUUGAAAAACGCCAAGGUCGUGGCAAUUGAUGAGGGCACUUCCAAUUUGGAUGAUGAAUCCGAUUUGAGCAUGCAGCAGGCGUUGCGAAAUGCCUUCAAGAGUUGCACUCUACUCUUCAUCGCCCAUCGGCUGCGUGGACUCCAGGCCAUGGACCGGAUUAUAGUCCUGGAUGACGGUCGGAUUUGUGAAGAGGGCAGACCGCAGGAUUUGGCCUCCAAUAGCUCAACAAUUUUCCACGGCAUGCUAUUGGCUCAGGACAUAAACCCGGAUGAGUUUGCCGGUACGAAUUAGUAAUAAAAGCAAAUAUGAAUGGAACCUUGUAAAUAAGUCAAAUUGUUGUACGAUUUUAUUUAUUGUUUUUAUUAAUUUGUAUAGAUUAUA